UGCACAGGCGGCGUGGAGCCGCGCCCGCCGGCCCGUGGCUGUGAGGUGGAAAACGCGGUUCAUCGCCCCGCGGGGCUUUGAACUCGAAUCUGCCAGGAGCGCCCGGCCCCGGCCGCCUCGCCGGGCAGGUCCCGCCGGGAGGGCGGCACCUCCGCUCGGGCCCCGCUGGGUCUCGGCACCUCCGCGCCCGGGGGAGGCCCUGAGCCCACGGCAGCGGUUGGCGGGACAGCAGCACCACCUCGGCUCGCCUCCCUUCCUUUCUCCCCAGGUGGGGCUGUGCAGAGGGCGGCCCGCCUCCCCUGGCACUCGUCCCUCUGCAUCAACAUCGUGUCGGUUUUGCCCGCGGCAGCGUUUUGCCCUCGAUAACGUCGCAGCCGCCGUCGCACCGCCCGGGCUCCUGCGGGACGGGCGGCCGCUCGCCCUUCGCCGCCUCUUAACAGCUCUCAUCCGGCCGCCCGCGCCCCGUCCCCUCCUCGCCGUCCGGCGGAGGCGGCCCGGCCAGUCCUCCUCACAAUUUCCAGAUUGUUCCAGAGAAGAGCAUAAAAAGAAACCGGUUUUGGAAAGACUUGGAAAUUUGUUUGGUACAGGGAAAAGGAAAAAUGUCAAAAGUUCAUUAGAACAUACUUCGCAUUGGAAAGGAGAGAGGUCAGUUUCGCCUCACGCAGCACUACCCGUUUACUGUAAGCAUAUACAACAAGGACCUGAAUCUCCUCCAGUACAGAAGCAAGUGAGAAACACGAGUGUCGUUCCUGAGACGCAGGAAUAUAGUUUCAGUGGGGAAGUAGGACCUCUCUACCACGAUACCAUUUCAGAAUGGAGUGGUCGAGGAGUCUCCUCUGACAGUGAGUGGUCACCAGACUGGAGCAGCAGCAGUGAAACCAUUAAAAACUCUUUCUUUGAGAGUAGCUUAAAUGUGGACACCCGGGAACCAGAGAAGGGGUCUGUCACAGAUAUAAAUAAUUCCACAACUCCAGAUUUUAUAAAAAGCUUGAGGAAUUUGUCUAGCGAAGACUUAGAAAAGAGUAUCUUAAGCCAUAAGCAGCUGGUGAACACAUGGGUGUCUGAAGAACCUGGGCAUGCAAAGCCAAAGGAUUUGCCAUACAAGCUAGAAACUCUAGCAAGCGAACACCCACAGCCUGCGAGAGUGUUAACAGUUGAUAUCUAUCUUAGAAAAACAGACGAACUCCUUAAUGAACCCGUGACUGUUAUAUCGGAAGAAAGUUGUGGUGACUCAGACACAAUGGAUAAGAAAUCUAGUAAAAGAUCUGGAAAAAGGAGAAAAUCUCAGUCGUCUAGUGACAUUCCAAACGGAGAGAGAAACCAGACUGAGAAUCCCACAAGAGAAGAUUCUGUUUUUGAGGAUGAUGCAUCUUCUGAGGGGCUUCCAGACAAGGUAAUAACCUCAGAAAGAAAACUGAAGUCUCCUCAACAGACUCCUGAACGGAAUUCCUUUUCACCAGGUAAUAAUCCAGACCUAAAAGCUGGAUCUGCUCACAAAGGCGCGUCCAAGACUGAAGCUGACAAAGGUAAACAGCAGGUUUCAACCACGACUCCUGCAAGGAGAAGAUCGUAUAAAAAGAAUCAGUUGGAUACUGUUCCUACUUCCCCCACUGGUUUGAAGAGUCAGACAAAAGAUUACUCCUCAAAAAGGCAUCCUUUAGCAUCAACAGAGAGUAACUCAAUGACAAAAAGAACUUCACAGGAAAAAGGAACUCUAGCUGGGGCUUUUGGGGAAGACAGCUCGGAAUCUCCCAAAGUCUCAUUGGCCGAUAAGGCAGAAGGCAACACCUUGGUGUUUGCUGAAGGCAGAAAUGAAACCAAGACAGAAAAGCACGGUAAUGAUUCUGAUGGAAGAGCUUUCUUACGUACUGAUAAGAUUAAAAAUGGAGACCUGUGUAUGCCACCUGAGAGACAGACAAGUUCUGAUGUAGACAGCUUAAAGCUGAAGAGUUUGGAUUCUUCCAGAAUAGUCACAACAAAAAUUAGCCUUGCAAGGACUGCAAAGAAUCUGGACGUAUGUCUUCAGAACUUGUUGGAGAGUCCAGCCAAACCGAAGAACGUAGAGCUGAAUUUUAAAGCGUCUACAAAUCAAGACAGUUUAGAAAGUGAGCAGGAUACUCUUGAAAAACCAGUUAAUAAAAAUAACAGCAGCAUUGCCAACAAAAUUUCCUUGUUUGAAAAUAAAUGCGCCAAUCAGAGCCAGAGGCCUACUGACAUCUCUGCUUCAAAAAAUAAUACUGUACCAAGCACGUUUGUUGGUAGGGCAAAGCUGAUAUUUGGAAAACAACCUAAGGAAAGUGAACAGCCUGAUAAAACAUUAAAUAAGCAAAACAGUCGCCAGAAGUUAUUUGAGAAUGGCACAGCAGAGAAAGAUAGCACUGCAGAAUUGAAAGGCAAAAAUGAAGAAGGCUCUGCAUCUUACGAGGAUAUUGGGAAGGGAACAGAGCUUAAAGUAAAAGCUGCAAUAUCCCUUUUUAACCAAGGCAGCAAAAUUGAUGCUAGUGGUGCCUCUCUGAAGCAACCUGAUCCAGAAUUAAGUGCAGUUAAAAAGGAAAGUUCUCCUUUUAAACCGUCUUUGCACUCGCCUGUUAAAAGUGAAAGUGUUCAUGACAUUUCCUUCCAGCAAAAUAACACAAGCUCAGAACUCCCCAGAAAUGAAGACAAGGUACUGCCAGACACAGAGGUCUUAUCACCUUGCAAUGGUGAUAAAUAUCCUCUACAAUCUCAUCAGCUUUGUAGAUCAGAAUCUCAGAAGGUGGAAAAUGGAGAUAAAAAUGCAAAGCCAGGAGAUUUGACCUUUGCAGCACUGCAGUGUGAUGACAGCAGUCUCAAUGGUAUGUUGGUGUUGGAGCACAGCAGUAGUACUCCAGAGAGCCCAGGCAAAACUUGUAAUGGCUCUGCUGAAGAUGAUGCUAUUUUUGAUUCUCCGACUGACAUGAAGAAGUUUGCUGAAACAAUAAAAAACUUGGACAGCUCUGUUUGUUUACCACAGAAAAAGAAAAGGUCAAAGCUUCCCAAGUCUCCAGCACCCCACUUCGCAAUGCCUCCGAUUCACGAAGACAAUUUAGAGAAAGUAUUUGAUCCUAGUAUAUUUACCUUUGGUUUGGGACUGAGAAGGGAAAAAGCACAGGAUCUGUUACCAACCCAACAAAUGAAAAUGCAGAGUCUGGAAACGAUAGCCAGAGUCAGGCCCAAGCGUGCAUCAGCAGAGCAAAGUAUAAUAUUCAAAGCCCUUCAGUCAUGUAAUAGAGAGGAACCUGCCUUUACUCAGGAAAUGAAUGGAAAAGAGAACGCGGAUGGUACAGAUGGUGAAGUUAAGAGAUCCCGGCUGGAAAAAAGCUCACUCUUCUCAAGCUUGCUGUCAUCUACAUCUAAAGAAAAGUUUCUUAAUUCUUCUGUGACCUCAGUAAAUAACACAACUUUUACAGCUGACUCCUCGGGGAUACCUUCUUUACAACAGGAUGCUUCUGGGCCAUUCAGCCUGCCUCAAAAACCCGAGUCUCUUUCAGAUAUGAAGUUUCCAAGUUAUAUGGAGAAGUACAUACAAGCAGAUAGUGCAAAAAAAGAGCUAAGUUUACAAAUGCCUAACUAUGGGAACCCAGAAAAAAAUUUUUCCAGCUGGUUAGGGGCAAGCAGAUAUGAAUCAAAUGUCCCCACUGGUUUAUUAGAUGUAGAUACGCUUUCAAGAAAUGGACAAAGUAAAAUCAACCCCAGGCCUGGAAAGCUGGUGAUAUACUGUGAAUCAGACAAUCAAGAGAAUAUUAUUGAAGUUUUCCAUGAUGUUCUGGAUUGCAGUUCUUGGGUUCUGUCACCAACAAUCUUAGUUAAAGUUAUCAGAGGAUGCUGGAUACUCUAUGAAAAACCAAAUUUUGAAGGUCCCUCUAUUCCUCUGGAAGAAGGAGAACUGGAACUCCCAGAUAUUUGGGGUACGGGUGAAGAGCAAAAUGAAUGUGGAUCGCUAAAGCCUGCAGUGAUUGGUUCAAUAAAACAUGUUGUUAAGGAUUACAGGGUCAGUCGAAUUGAUUUGUAUACAGAACCGGAAGGGCUAGGAAUCGUGACUUCCUUUUUUGACGACACAGAGGAAACAGGGGUGUUUGGCAGCACUCAGAAGACUUGUUCUAUCAAAGUACACUGGGGCAUAUGGCUAAUUUAUGAAGAACCUGGUUUCCAGGGAGUCCCUUUAAUGUUGGAGCCUGGUGAAUAUCCCAAUUUAGCUUUCUGGGAGAAGAAGGAAGCCUACAUUAGGUCUAUGAGGCCCUUGAAAAUGGGUGGCCGCAAAGUUGAAUGUGCUGGAGACCCAAAGGUGGUCAUUUAUGAGAAGCCUUUCUUUGAAGGGAGACAUGUGGAAGUAGAAUCAGAGAUCUUUACACUCAAUGACAAGGAAUCAGACGAAAAGACAAGUCUUUCACUUACAUCAGUGGGAUCCAUCAAAGUACUGGGAGGAGUUUGGGUCGCAUAUGAAAAGCCUGGGUUUGAAGGCCAUCAGUAUUUACUGGAAGAAGGAGAAUAUCGGGACUGGACAGACUGGGGUGGCUACGAUGAAGAGCUGCAGUCACUGCGACCUGUUGUUGGUGACUUCACAAGCUCGCAUAUGAUAAUGUACAGUGAAAAAGACUUCGGAUCAAAAGGUUCCAACAUUAAUGUGUUAGGAAUUGUUUCCAAUUUGAAAGACACUGGAUAUGGGCUGAGAACGCAAUCUAUAAAUGUGCUAAGUGGCGUGUGGGUGGCUUAUGAGAAUCCUGAAUUUACAGGGGAGCAGUACAUACUGGAUAAAGGGCUAUAUCCCAGCAUUGAGGCAUGGGGGGGGAAGAAUUGCAAAAUAUCUUCAGUUCAACCCAUUGUUAUGGAUAUUGUUGGAAGUGAAAGGGGUAGAGUCAAGGUCCAGUUAUUUUCAGAGCCUGAAUUCAAGGGUAACUGUCAAAUACUUGAAAAAAACACAAGAUGUAUUGAUUCAUUUACUGUGAAGUCUUCAAAAAUUUUAGGUGGCAGCUGCAUAGUGUUUGACCAGGAAGAAUUCUCUGGUAACCAGUAUGUGUUAGAAGAGGGAAUCUAUCCAGAUCUGAUGGCAAUGGGGUGUUCAUCCCAAGCAGUUUUAAAAUCUUUACGGAUUAUAAAUAUAGAGCUGUCUGAGCCAUGUAUAGCUCUUUUUGAAAAGGUGGGUUUCCAAGGAAAAAAAAUUGAAUUCACUACAGAAAUCUUAAAUCUCCGGUUCCUGGGAUACAAUCCUCGAAUAGCUUCAGUUCAAGUCCUUGGCGGCACAUGGAUAAUUUAUGAGCAUAGUAAUUACAGGGGACGUCAGAUGUUGCUAUCACCAAAUGAAAUUCCAGAUUGGUACAAACUGAGUGGCUGCUGUCAGAUAGGUUCUCUGAGACCUUUACUGCAGAAACGUGUGUACUUCAGGCUUCGGAACAAGGAAACAGGAAAGUUCAUGUCAACUGAUGGAAACUUGGACAAUUUGAGUCUUCUCAGAAUACAGGCUGCUGAAGAUGUAGACUCAGAUGAUCAAAUCUGGGUUUAUCAGGAUGGAUUCAUAAGGUACCAGAUGGCAGAGGAUUGCUGCUUGACAAUUGUUGGAAAUCUUAUAACUCCUGGCUCUAAACUUGGUCUGUCAUUUGAGCGGAAUGAAGACAAACAGUAUUGGCAUAUUAGUCCCGAUGGCAGGAUUUACAGCAAGAUGAAACCUAAGCUGGUUUUAGAUAUCAAAGGGGGCACACAAUACGAUCGUGAUCAUGUUGUUGUCAACACGGUUAGCGAAGAAAAGUUAACACAGUGCUGGGAACCGCUGGUUGUAUAAUUCGAAAGGAGAAAGGUGAUGUCCAAAUCGGGUGCUGUUCUGGACACUAGAAUUGGCACUGCCAGCUUUGAAGGAUGCAAGAUGGACAUCAAGAGUUCUGUCUUUUCAGCUUUACAAAGAACAAGCAACAGAAUGAUUUCAUAUCUCUCUACCGAACAUAAUUAUCCCUAUAAAAGCCUGGGUAUCUCUCAACCUUUUUUUAAUCAUCACAAC
Numida meleagris (helmeted guineafowl) is the source of this 6007-nucleotide messenger RNA. RefSeq names its product crystallin beta-gamma domain containing 1 (gene CRYBG1). Bases 1241 to 5794 code for a protein of 1517 amino acids. Gene Ontology annotation, molecular function: structural constituent of eye lens. The record is from RefSeq and is a predicted model, not a curated record. The transcript has 23 exons. Gene Ontology annotation, biological process: lens development in camera-type eye; visual perception. NCBI's taxonomy places the organism in Eukaryota, Metazoa, Chordata, Aves, Galliformes, Numididae.